Phytophthora infestans T30-4 is the source of this 411-nucleotide messenger RNA. RefSeq lists its product as uncharacterized. The record is from RefSeq and is a predicted model, not a curated record. The coding region runs from base 1 to 411 and encodes 136 amino acids. NCBI's taxonomy places the organism in Eukaryota, Oomycota, Peronosporomycetes, Peronosporales, Peronosporaceae. The transcript has 3 exons.
AUGAGCAAGUUCGGCUGCUUGGGGCAUCUCUCUACUGGGUCGGCUCUGCUCGGGGUAUGGUGUCCCAUCAAGCCUGCCGAUGAGAUCAUGUGGGGUCAACUUGACGGCUGCCACAUCGCCCUACCGCACCAAUCGCGCCAACAGGAGUCAUGCACGACCAAGGUCACUCCCUACACUGCAGUGACGGCCGCCACCAUCAACACUCAGUAUCUCCACUACGGCAACACUUACGACAUCCCAUUACAUGCCGGCGCUCGACAGACCCACUACCCGCCAGAGUUUGUCACCACCCACUUCCCACCAGAGCUCAGCAGAUCCGAGAAGAUCAGCGGUAACACAGCGGGAUUGCACCCGCGAGGAGAACUUCGUCAAUGCAGUGAUGCAUCGAGUGCCGAGUCCAUCCGUCCGUGA